This is a messenger RNA of Uloborus diversus, 1755 nucleotides long. RefSeq lists its product as uncharacterized. Gene Ontology annotation, molecular function: ribonucleoside binding; DNA-directed RNA polymerase activity; DNA binding. The record is from RefSeq and is a predicted model, not a curated record. Gene Ontology annotation, biological process: DNA-templated transcription. The coding region runs from base 1 to 1755 and encodes 584 amino acids. Lineage: Eukaryota; Metazoa; Arthropoda; Arachnida; Araneae; Uloboridae. The transcript has a single exon.
AUGAUAAAUCAAAAUAUCCAAACUGAAGUGCAAAGAGAAAUUGGACAAAACGAUGAAAUAUUUAUGGAAAAAAGGAGUACUUGCUACCGAGAUAUGAAUUGCCAGUUUUAUCCAUAUUUUCCAUUUUUAUCGCAUUUUGCACAAAUACAAAUGUCUUGCAAAGUAAAAACACCCAAAGCAUUAACGUUCAACGAUAGCUUUUUUGGAUUUCUUUGUAUAUUUGGAACAACUGAAACAAAUGUAGGACGAGCAAUGACGCUAGCACGAGACACUUUUGUGUCGACUAAAAGUGAGUUGGAUGACAUUUAUAAGUUUUUAAAUUUAGUUGAAGGGAUUGAUGGAUUAUAUGUAGUAAUUAAUUCAGCAUGUAUUGAAGUAACACAAUCAUGCUUUGAUAGUAUAGAUUUAAAAAACUUAAAAUAUAAUUUUAUUUAUGUGGAAUGCUACAAAACAAAUAAUUUUAUCCAUGUAACAUACAAAACAGGUUUAUUAUACAAAAAACUUGAGGAUAACUUAUGGGUUACAGCUAGAGAUUUACAUUAUUGGAUUAAAAAAGUAUAUAAUAUUACUAAAUUAAGCGAUUUAAUUAAAUUCAAAGGUUAUGAAUUUAUUACAAGCUAUAGUGCUGAUAUUAUAAAAUACAGUAAACACAAUGCUUAUCCUAGAAACCUUUUAGCUUUGAAUAAUUUAAAAAAUGCAGUUUUGGCCACAACACCUAGAUUUAAUUUAUUUUUUUGUGAAACCAUAAGUGCUUACACUAAACUAACAUUAAAGCACUAUCCUAUUUUGAUCCCUGAAAAUAAACUAUCCGAAUACUUUACAAUGUUUUUACCAAGGGUAAAUUUAAUGUAUUACUCUUUUAAAGGUUUUACACAGGAAGAUUGCAUUGCAAUGCAUAAUAAAGUUGAAGUGUUUAACUGCUAUCGAUUUUAUACUGUUAAGUUAAAAUUCAAAAAUAAGGCAACUAAGUAUUUUCGUGCAAUUCAAGGACCUCAAAAUCCACAAGAAUUGAAAAGUUUUCUUGGUUGUAUUAUAUGUCCAUCAAGCUCAAUAGAAAUUGCAACACAAACAAUGCACGUCAGUUUCAAAAAGAUUAAUGAACAUGUAAUACAGGUUUAUUUUGAAAAACCCCACUUUCAAGUUAUAAAAUGGUUUAUUUCCGACACUUUUUUAUUUAUCAGUAUUACUAGAUUUCAUAAAUGUAGCUUUGGUGAUAAGCUCUGCAAUUUAAACGGCCAAAAGGGCGUGAUAUGCACUUUUAAUACCUUUCCUCGUUCUAAACAUCACGUAGAACCUGAUUUAAUAAUUAAUCCCUACUCUAUACUUUCAAGACAGACAAUGGGUCAAAUAAAAGAAACAAUUGAUUUAGGCGGAAAGGACUAUGAUGAUCUCAGCAAUAGUGAUGGUAUAUCAGUUCCUGGAACGGCUUUAAUAGGUCCAGUUCAUUACUUUCCAAUAUCUUAUUGGAGUUCUGAACAUAAUUAUAUAGCUACGCAAUGCGUGAGAGACAAAAUUUUAGGACAACCCGUUCGCGGUAGAUCUAGACAUGGUGGUAUGAGAAUUGGAAAUAUGGAGUAUUUUAGUUGCUUUAUGGGUAAUGGAUUAGCCUCAUGUUUUGAGGAAAAAACUGUUGAACACACUGAUAGUAUUAUUUAUAAUGGUAUACUAAUACCAAAAUCUGUUUUGUUAUGCAAAGAAGAUGCUGCAUAUUUUAAAUGUAACAUUUCCUUUGAUUCAAAACCAGUAAUUGAAUAA